GUUUUGCCAUCCACAAUGCAUCAGCUGAUUCUGACGCUCCUUCAGUAGCGUAGAAUGCCAUUCAAAUCAAAAUUUCAAAACUUCCAGCCUAGAAUUUAAUCCAAAAAACAACUAGAUAGAUAAAAAUAAUGCACAUUUAAAGUCCGGGGGCGCCUUAUCACAAAGCCAAACAACAAAUAAAUCAGUUAUUUUCGUUUCGAUACUCAGUUGUUAUAAAAAGUAGAAGGCGCAAGUGCGUCUCGACCAACAAUCAAGUCCAACUCGAAACGAGGCUCCUAAAUAUUAAGUUUUUAAUUAAUUAAUAAGUGAAUAAUUUAAUUUCCACGCCAUGGCGUACUGUAUGCGAGUUUUGCAUCGCCAUGGAGGAAAAGCAAGUGCAGUCCUUCAAGAAGUUCAAAUAAGAUGUUUCCAUGUCUCUCCUCUGGCUUCGGCAGCUUCGAAAACUGCCAUGUCGAAAUUCGACCCGGAACCCAUCCCUUACGAAAAACUAGUGAAAAACUUAGAAGUAGUCAAAAAAAGACUGAACAGGCCCUUGACCUUAUCUGAAAAAGUCUUGUAUUCACAUUUAGACCAGCCAGAUACUCAGGAAAUCGAACGUGGAAAAUCAUAUUUGAGACUACGUCCUGACAGGGUGGCGAUGCAAGAUGCCACAGCCCAAAUGGCCAUGCUUCAAUUUAUUUCUUCGGGGCUUAAAAGGGUGGCAGUUCCCAGUACAAUUCACUGCGAUCACUUGAUUGAAGCCCAAAUUGGUGGGGUGAAAGAUUUGGCACGUGCCAAGGAUUUGAAUAAGGAGGUCUAUGAUUUUCUUAGUACGGCUGGUAACAAGUAUGGGGUCGGUUUCUGGAAACCAGGAUCAGGUAUCAUCCAUCAAAUCAUCUUGGAAAACUACGCAUUCCCCGGUCUGUUGAUGAUCGGUACCGACUCUCACACCCCCAACGGCGGUGGUUUGGGCGGCCUGUGCAUUGGAGUAGGUGGUGCAGAUGCUGUAGACGUAAUGGCCAGCAUCCCAUGGGAAUUAAAAUGCCCCAAAGUCAUUGGGGUACACUUAACUGGCAAACUAUCAGGCUGGACUUCACCUAAGGAUAUUAUUCUUAAAGUAGCUGAUAUUUUAACUGUUAAAGGUGGUACUGGAGCUAUUGUUGAGUAUUACGGACCUGGUGUAGAAUCAAUUUCUUGUACCGGAAUGGCAACUAUUUGCAAUAUGGGUGCUGAGAUUGGUGCAACCACAUCAGUUUUCCCUUAUAAUAGAAGAAUGGCUGACUAUUUGAAAGCUACUAGUAGAGGAGCUAUUGCAGAAGAAGCUAACAAAGUUGAAAAAGUUUUACUCAAUUCAGAUUCAAAUGCCCCCUAUGAUCAAGUCAUCGAAAUCAACCUAGACACUUUAGAACCGCACAUCAACGGGCCAUUUACUCCAGAUUUGGCCAGUCCCAUAAGCAAACUUGGUGAAAAUGCCAAAAAGAAUGGUUGGCCAUUGGAAAUCAAAGUGGGACUUAUCGGUUCUUGUACCAACAGUUCCUACGAGGACAUGGGCAGGUGCGCUAGCAUAGCAAAAGAGGCCAUGAAACACGGAGUCAAAUCCAAAAUUCCAUUCAACGUCACACCUGGAUCUGAACAAAUUCGUGCUACAAUUGAGCGAGAUGGGAUUUCACAAACUUUAACUGAAUUUGGAGGAACUGUAUUGGCAAAUGCAUGUGGUCCAUGUAUCGGCCAAUGGGACCGUAAAGACGUCAAAAAAGGUGACAAAAACACCAUUGUAACCUCUUAUAACCGUAACUUUACUGGUCGUAACGAUGCCAACCCUGCAACUCACGCUUUUGUAACUUCCCCUGAACUGGUUACAGCUCUCAGUAUUGCUGGAACUUUGGAUUUCAACCCUCUCACUGAUGAACUAACUGGUUCUGAUGGUAAAAAAUUCAAACUUUCUUCUCCAUUUGGUGAUGAGCUACCAGCUAAAGGUUUCGAUCCUGGCCAAGACACUUACGAACAUCCUUUGGCCGAUGGAAGCAAAAUUAACGUCAAAGUUGAUCCUAAAUCAAACAGGCUUCAAUUAUUGGAUCCUUUCGAUAAAUGGAACGGCAACGACUUGGAAGACAUGGUAGUGUUGAUUAAAGUCAAAGGAAAAUGUACAACUGAUCAUAUUUCUGCUGCUGGACCUUGGUUGAAAUAUAGAGGACACUUGGAUAAUAUUUCUAAUAACAUGUUUAUUGGUGCCACAAAUUCUGAAAACAACGAAAUGAACAAAAUCAAAAACCAACUAACAGGUGAAUGGGGUGGAGUUCCAGAUGUGGCCCGCGACUACAAAGCCAAAGGAGUCAAAUGGGUUGCAGUGGGCGAUGAAAAUUACGGUGAAGGUUCUUCUAGAGAGCACGCCGCUUUGGAACCGCGUCAUUUGGGCGGUCGAGCCAUCAUUGUGAAAUCAUUUGCUCGUAUCCACGAGACCAACCUCAAAAAACAAGGUUUAUUGCCUUUGACGUUUGCCAAUGCGAGUGAUUACGAUAAAAUUCAGCCCACUGAUAAAAUUAGUUUGAAAGGGUUGAAGAAUUUGACUCCCGGAAAACCUGUAGAGUGCGAAAUCAAGCAUAAGGAUGGCAAGGUUGAUAAGAUUCUUUUGAAUCAUACCAUGAAUGAUUUGCAAAUUACUUGGUUCAAAGCUGGCAGUGCUUUGAAUAGGAUGAAGGAAGUGGCUGCGUAAAAUUUUUUAGAAUUAUUUUAUUUAUUCUAUGGUUUUUCUACGAUUUAGUACAAAAAUACAAUGUAAGCCCAAAAUAAUAUCUUUUUUUUGUGUGUUUUAUUGUAGAAUAACCAUUUAUUGAGUAGCUGUAUAAUAUUGUUGCUCUGUAAAUAUGAAUGAGAAUUUUUAAGACAAUAAAUUAAAUUAUUAUAAUAGUAA
This is a messenger RNA of Ceutorhynchus assimilis (cabbage seed weevil), 2890 nucleotides long. The record is from the annotation of a GenBank genome assembly. Lineage: Eukaryota; Metazoa; Arthropoda; Insecta; Coleoptera; Curculionidae.